AAUUCAUUCACAAGCUCAUUUUUGCACGAUGGCGUUGCCACCGAAGUGGUACCAGUUUCUCGUGGCUGUCUUCGCCUCUCUCGGCUCCGUGCUGUAUGGCUACGACUUGGGAGUCAUCGCAGGCGCAGUCGCAUCGGACAACUUCGUCAAUACGUUCCAGCCUACCAAGGCCGAGACAGGAGCAGUUGUAUCGGUCUUCACUGGUGGAGCCUUCUUUGGAGCAGGCCUGGCAGGACCUGCUGGCGACUACCUGGGACGAAAGAAGACCAUCCUGAUUGGUGCUCUGAUCUUCAUUUUGGGAGGCGGCCUUCAAACCGGUGCUCAAGGGUUGUCAUAUCUCUAUGCGGGACGAGCAAUUGCCGGCGUGGGAGUGGGUUUCCUGGUAAUGAUCGUGCCUCUCUACCAAGCAGAACUCGCCCAUCCUUCGAUUCGAGGCAGAGUGACUGCAUUGCAACAAUUCAUGCUGGGAAUCGGAGCGCUGGUGGCCUCGUGGGUGUCAUAUGCGACGUAUACAUAUAUCCCUGCGAGCAGCAGCCAACAGUGGAGGAUCAGCUUGGGCAUACAGGUCAUUCCUGCUGGAUUCUUGGCGGCUUUGAUCAUGCUGUUUCCAGAAUCACCGCGAUGGCUCAUCGAUCACGGAAAGCCCGAACUCGGCCUCAAAACCUUGGCAAAACUGCACGCUCACGGCGACGAGAACGAUCCUUGGGUCCGAGCCGAAUUCGAACAAAUCCAGGACAUGAUCACAUUUGAAAAAGAAACCGAGGCCAAGUCAUACACCGAACUCUUCACUCACCGAUCCUCCUUCCGCCGAUUGCUCCUCGCCGUGUCGAUUCAAGCUUCCGUGCAGAUGACUGGCGUCUCUGCAAUUCAAUACUACUCUCCGACGAUUUUCGCGCAGAUUGGAAUCCCCGGGAGCGAGACGCUCAAAUACCAAGGCAUCUCGUCGAUUAUUGCCAUUAUUGCUCAAUUCUGCUGUAUCCUGUUUAUCGAUUAUACCGGACGAAGAUGGGCGAUGAUAGGAGGAAAUUUGGGAAAUUGCCUCACCUUCAUCAUCGCCUCCAUCCUCCUCUCCAAAUUCCCCCCGGGAGAAUCCAACAACAAAGCCGCCUCCUGGGGCUUCAUCGUCAUCACGUGGAUCUACAACUUCUCCUUCAGCGCCACUAACGGCCCCCUAUCCUGGAUCAUCCCGGCCGAAAUUUUCGACACGCGCACACGCUCCAAAGGAGUCAGUAUCGCAACCAUGACAUCGUUCGCCUUCAACACAAUGAUUGGCCAGGUCACACCGAUUGCGAUUGAACGCAUCGGAUGGAAAUUCUAUCUCGUGUUUGUCGUGUGUAAUUUUACGAAUGCGAUUUGGUUUUGGGGCGUGUUGCCCGAGACGAAGAAGUUGCCGUUGGAAGAGAUGAAUUAUUUGUUUACAAACGCUCCCUUGUUUGUUCCUUCCAUGCAUGGCAAGGAGGCUUCGUUCCGCAAGGGGGAUUUGGAGGAGAGGGUCAUGAGGGAGAAGAUGGCGUUGGAGGGAAAGGGGAGGUUAGGGAGUGUGGUUAGUCAUGUGGAGGUGGAGGAGGAGGAGAGGGGGGCAAGGUGAUGAUGGAGCAAAGGAAGCAGGCAGGCAGGCAUUGGGCUACUUUUC
Molecule: messenger RNA, 1633 nt
Organism: Sphaerulina musiva SO2202
Lineage: Eukaryota; Fungi; Ascomycota; Dothideomycetes; Mycosphaerellales; Mycosphaerellaceae
Product: MFS sugar transporter
Exons: 5
Coding region: 29-1588 (519 amino acids)
Biological process (GO): carbohydrate transport; transmembrane transport
Cellular component (GO): membrane
Molecular function (GO): carbohydrate:proton symporter activity
Source: RefSeq, a predicted model, not a curated record